AUGUUCCUUUUGUAUAAAGGGGAACGGAAAAAUCCAGACAAGCAAAAGGACUUCGAGAAAAUUUUGAAGAAAGAAAUGGCGUACUUUGAGUCCGAUGGUACCAGAGGAGAAUACGUGACGCUUGCCUAUGAAUAUAUACUGACGGUUCAGCCUACUAGCUUAGAAGCCGAGAGUGCUUUUUCAGCAUCAGGAUAUAUUUGCAGUUCACUCAGAAGCAGGCUCGGAGAUGGUAAAAAAAUACCACUGUUGGAGAAAAAUACGUACUGCACGGGUACUUUGCGGGCGGGAGGAAAAGAAACUCCAGAAGAUGUAAGUAAGGCGAAACUAAAGCCUGGCGAAUCCGUUCAUCGAUAUGGAGGAAGUGUGUGUGUAGCUGUAAUCCAUAAAGAACUGGAAACUGCGGCUAUGGAUUACUAUAGCCCCCUGAACAAAAGAAUACCGAGCAGGAUAGAAAUCAGCGAGUCCUUUCGCGGUAACUGUGCGACAUUUAACUACCAGCGAAAUUCUGGUGAGGUUUAG
Molecule: messenger RNA, 519 nt
Organism: Acanthoscelides obtectus
Lineage: Eukaryota; Metazoa; Arthropoda; Insecta; Coleoptera; Chrysomelidae
Source: the annotation of a GenBank genome assembly